AUGAAAUUUGUUCAAUGGCCUAAAGACAAUAAUCGAAGUGUUAUUUAUACAGGAUUUCAAAAUAUUGGUGGAUUUCAAAAUAAUAUAGAAGCUAUAGAUGGAACUCAUUUUAUUUUAACUGAGAUAUCAAUACAAGAUCUAAUAGCAUACUUUACAAGGAAAAAAAGAUAUGCAAUUCAAUAUCAAGAAAUUGUUGAUUUUAAAGGAAUUUUUAUUCAUUAUGUAAUAGAAUGA
This is a messenger RNA of Funneliformis geosporum, 234 nucleotides long. The record is from the annotation of a GenBank genome assembly. NCBI's taxonomy places the organism in Eukaryota, Fungi, Glomeromycota, Glomeromycetes, Glomerales, Glomeraceae.